Messenger RNA from Cladophialophora immunda, 1889 nucleotides. RefSeq lists its product as uncharacterized. Lineage: Eukaryota; Fungi; Ascomycota; Eurotiomycetes; Chaetothyriales; Herpotrichiellaceae. The coding region runs from base 100 to 1020 and encodes 306 amino acids. The transcript has a single exon. The record is from RefSeq and is a predicted model, not a curated record.
UAUCACUGCAACUCCCAACGUGGUGACGCUGUCGUCCUGCUCGCCGCCAGCUACCGUAGGGUUGACAGCAACUCCAUAAAGCCUCAAGCUGCUGAAGCCAUGGCGUCCUACCUCUCCUACUUCACCUCGAAUUCGUCGACGCCACAACCACCGUCCCAGGGCGCAGGCACGCCCGGCGCAACGUCGACAUGGUCGAGCACCUUUUCCUCACGAUUCGCGACACUGCGCAAGGCUCUGACGACCCGAGACUCUGAAGAAGACGAUCCGGACAACGAAGAUUGUUCUCACAUCUCGAAUGUCUUGCGGGCAUACUACACAGAAAAGGGACGGCCCUUUCCCGAGUGGCUGCCACCUGAUCCCAAAAAGCCCGUAGCCGCACCGCCUCUCCAGCCUCAGGGCUCGUAUGGGCAGUAUGGCAAUAAUGCAUAUGGUUCUCAGUACGGAACGCAGCAAACACACUCAAGAGGGCCAUCUGGGGGCCGCGGCGGAGGACUUUCUGAUCUGUGGGAUCCUGCCCCUGCCCCGGUCGCCCCUCCUGCUCAGAGUCUCCGGGCUGGUCGACCAACGCCGCACUCUUUACGUUCGAAUGAUUCUGCGCGGUCGCAGUCGAGCAACAGUGGCGGAACGACGUCUUUGACACAACCCAGCCCCAGCGCCCGCCCUCUCCCAAGCCAAAGGGCUGGAAGCUAUCAGACGAACCCCGCUACCAAUGCCGGCGCUCUAGGAUCUCGUGAUCGGCUCCGUGCUCGGUUGCAGGGCGGGGGCAGCGGACGAAACAGUCCAUCUGGUGGUUUGAGCAGUGGGGGAAGCGGCAGCCAGGCGUCUUAUGGCCCCUCGAGCGGAAAUUUGACUCACCAUCCGCCAUCUCGCACGGGGUCUUCUCAGCCCUACAUUUCAGCCUCAGAGCCUUGGUCGACGGGCGGAGAUGAUCCUUAUGCGUACAACUACAGUAGCGGUGGAGGUUCUGCCAACCCGUAUGGUCACCAGGACUAUCGCCAACGCCCCGGAGGCCCCAGGUGAAGCAGCCACAGUUCAACCAACUUGGUGCUAGGACGUACAGCCGACAACUGGCGGUCGGCGGCAUUGACAUAGCCCGGAACGAGCUCCCAACCCCGUCAGUUGACCAAGGAUCCGUUCCGCACAACGUUCGCGAGCGACCGUGAAAAGUCCCCUGCCCUCGGAUGGCCCCCUUCCAAAGCCUCGCGGUGCCAUUUCCUCAGAGGUCUUGGUCUCCCCAAUGUAACGGCAGUCACCACGUUUGACGUGAAGUCAGAUCUCCUGCGGGCCGGACCAAGGUCGAUUAACGAACCGGUCUGCCAUUGGCGAUGUCCAGGUCGGCAAUCUGAUCGACUUGUAUACGAGCUCCUAAAAGGGGGGAGGGAUGGGUGGCUGAUCUGAUUGUCAGCCUCUUGGCCAGUGGCUAGUGGACUCGCGAGAGGAGAAUUCGGUUGGUGGCACUACACCAGAACAACUAGAAGGGGCCAGAUAUAGGGCUGCAAGAGAGCGGAAUAGGGCAGAAGGGGGGGUCCACGCAUCGACCAAAUGCCAAAUGGGGCGACGGACAGCGAGGGUAUACCCAGAGUAUGUUCGUGGGGAUCCACUACUGAUGCUCAGCAGCACAGCCGCAACGAUGGAGAGGCUGAGGCAAAGAGGACCCCAAGCACCAACAAGGCUAGGCUCGGCAAGAUCGGGGGUGUGAUGGACCUGUACGAGGAGGAGCAGUAGCAGUUAGCAGUAGCAGUAGCAUAGCUGUCCUUAGUAAGCUCUGUUCAGUAGUAGUAGGUAGUGUGUCGGAGUGGUAAUGGAAAUGGACUUUUGGUAUGGCAGGCACAGGAUGGCAUCACAAACAGCAGUCGGUCAGAGUGCGGCGCGGUACGGGGUCAGUUGGC